Hemicordylus capensis (graceful crag lizard) is the source of this 13483-nucleotide messenger RNA. RefSeq names its product EPH receptor A6 (gene EPHA6). Gene Ontology annotation, cellular component: neuron projection; plasma membrane. Gene Ontology annotation, biological process: axon guidance; cell surface receptor protein tyrosine kinase signaling pathway; protein phosphorylation. The transcript has 19 exons. The coding region runs from base 1434 to 4592 and encodes 1052 amino acids. Lineage: Eukaryota; Metazoa; Chordata; Lepidosauria; Squamata; Cordylidae. The record is from RefSeq and is a predicted model, not a curated record. Gene Ontology annotation, molecular function: transmembrane-ephrin receptor activity; ATP binding; protein binding.
GGAAGAAGCUUGUAUUGGAGAGGGACAAAAAAGAAAAAAAAAAAAGAAAGAAAGCUAAAGAUAACAAAUUGCCACCUGUGCCCGAAGGAUUACCAGUGUCCUUUUAAUCUAAUGCAAUUUAAAAGUUUAGCCACAGACGCCCUCCAAGAGCAAAGUGGAGGGAUCUCUUUGUUUUGUUUUUUUUUGUCUUGUCAACUAACCCCCUCUAGUGCUGAACAGGCUGCAUUUGACCUGCGGGCUGCUCGCAGCUACUAGGCAGCUCUUUCCUCUGCCUUCUGCAUCCACGUCCAUACAUACCGGUCUCACCUCUUCUCAAGAGAACAACUGAGGAGAAGGUGACAACAAGAGUCCGAGCUUUUUCAUCGCUGGCUCCUCUUCCUUUCUCCCCUUCCAUUCGCCCACAUAAGGAUCCAGUAGUGUUACUGUGUUUUCCCCCUCCCCCCUGUUUUGGCGGGGAAGGAAAGAGAGAGAGAUUUCUGCAGCAAGCGGUGGCUGCUGCCUGGUAUGGUUGCUGCUCGGAAAACCUCAGCAGCCCUCCUGCCGGCUCGGACGCCAGGUAACAUCAAGCCUGCUUGUCUUGACCGAGGACUGGUUUACUCCAAAAAAGCAAGAAGAGAAGGCAGUCGUCAAGAGCGCGAGUCGAAGCUGAUGGGAAGCCACGGAGAUGUCGGUGGGCGCAAGGAAGACCAACCCAACGGAGUCUAAUCUGCGACUGCUUGGCGUCCGGGAGCCACCGUCCCAGCCAAGGGGAGCCCGUCGCGGCGGCUGGGAAAUCCUGCUUGGCAAGUUUUCUUGACGGCUCAUCAGGAAACGGCGAGGAGCUGUCCAGCAUUUCAGCACUUUCUCGCGGCGGAGAGAGACGCUGCCUUGGGAGGGACCUUCCCAUCACCAAGGGCGGGAAUUCUCUUUUCCGGGCGCUGUCCCUCAUGGGCAGGCGGGGGGCCGGACACGCUGCAAGGGGGCUACCGGAGAUGUUGCUCCCCAGGAGGCUGCUGCCGUUGUGGGCUUUUUUGCAAGAGGGCAGGCUGCUAUUGAAAGGCUGAGCAAGGAAGCCAGAAGAAAGAAGGCAGCCAGGUGGGCGCCACCAGCAGCCUGCAUAACCCGUCCCCCCCCCACCCCGCACCGCAAACACACACACACCGCCCGAGCCAGGGAAAGUUUGCCUGCUGAGCUCUUCACCUUCUCAGCAAGCUCUUCACCUUCCAGACGGUGCCCCUUGGCCUUUCUUGCUGCCGGGUCUCGCUCUUCUCAGGACGCCCUCCACUCCCCUACCCUACGGUGGAUGAAACUGGUCCAGCUUUGGCAGCACCUGGUAACCUGGACCCUCCCUUCCCCUUGGGGCCUUGGGCAUUGCCUCUUAGCCUGGAGGAGGAAGAGAACCUGAAGCCCCCACCCCCUCCCAGGGGCCAGGACGAGGGGCUCAAGCACCAGCCAUGGGGAGCUAUGAAAUGAGGGGCUUCCUUUGGAAAUUUAGUCUCAUCUUCCCUCUGCUGACAGCAUGUCCAGGUGGCUGCAGUCACAUCUCUAGCAACCAAGUUGUGUUGCUUGAUACAACCACUGCAAUUGGAGAACUAGGAUGGAAAACCUAUCCUCUAAAUGGGUGGGAUGCCAUAACAGAAAUGGAUGAAUAUAAUCGCCCCAUUCAUACUUACCAGGUAUGUAAUGUCAUGGAACCCAACCAAAACAACUGGCUUCGUUCAAAUUGGAUCUCCCGUGAUGCAGCCCAGAAAAUUUAUGUGGAAAUGAAGUUUACUCUGAGGGAUUGCAACAGCAUUCCAUGGGUACUGGGAACAUGCAAAGAAACAUUUAACCUCUACUACCUGGAAUCAGAUGAAUCCCAUGGAAUUAAAUUCAAGCCAAAUCAAUACAGUAAAAUUGAUACUAUUGCAGCUGAUGAGAGUUUUACUCAGAUGGAUUUGGGUGAUCGCAUCCUGAAACUGAACACAGAAGUUCGUGAGGUGGGACCAAUAAACAGGAAAGGAUUUUUUCUUGCUUUUCAAGACAUUGGUGCAUGCAUUGCUUUGGUCUCUGUCCGUGUUUACUACAAAAAGUGCCCUUUCACUGUUCGGAACUUGGCUAUGUUUCCUGAUACUAUUCCAAGGGUUGAUUCUUCCUCUUUAGUGGAAGUACGAGGCUCCUGUGUGAAAAGUGCUGAGGAACGGGACACUCCAAAAUUAUAUUGUGGAGCAGACGGAGAUUGGCUUGUGCCUUUAGGAAGAUGUAUCUGCAGUGUUGGGUAUGAAGAAGUGGAUGGCUCCUGCCACGCAUGCAGGUCAGGAUUCUAUAAAGCAUUUGCUGGAAAUAUAAAGUGUUCCAAGUGCCCUCCACACAGCCAAACCUUUGUAGAAGCAACAUCGGUGUGUCAGUGUGAAAAAGGUUACUUUCGGGCUGAGAAAGAUCCACCAACUAUGGCAUGUACCCGUCCACCUUCUGCUCCAAGGAACGUUAUUUUUAACAUAAAUGAAACCGCUCUCAUGUUGGAAUGGAGCCCACCAAGUGACACAGGAGGGAGAAAAGACCUCACCUAUAGUGUUAUUUGUAAGAAGUGUGGGUCUGAUGCCAGUCAGUGUGAGAUUUGUGGAGGAGGUAUCCGAUUCGUUCCAAGACAUACUGGGCUAACCAAUUCCUCAGUGACUGUGCUUGAUUUUGUGGCCCAUGUGAACUACACUUUUGAAAUAGAAGCCAUGAAUGGAGUCUCCGAACUGAGUUUUUCACCCAAGCAAUUUACAGCUAUUACAGUUACCACGGACCAAGAUGCACCCUCCUUGAUAGGUAUGGUCAGGAAGGACUGGGCUUCCCAAAACAGCAUUGCCCUCUCAUGGCAAGAGCCUGAUUUUCCUAAUGGAGCCAUUCUGGACUACGAGAUCAAGUACUAUGAGAAAGUCUACCCACGGAUAGCGCCGGCAUUUUGGCACUACCUGCGGGUAGAAGAGCAUGAGCAACUAAGCUAUUCCUCCACAAGGUCGAAGGCUCCAAGUGUUAUCGUCACAGGCCUCAAGCCAGCCACCAAGUAUAUAUUUCAUAUCAGAGUCAGAACUGCAACGGGAUACAGCGGCUAUAGCCAGAAGUUUGAAUUUGAAACUGGAGAUGAAACUUCAGAUAUAGCCGCAGAACAGGGGCAGAUUCUGGUCAUUGCCACGGCUGCUGUCGGUGGAUUCACUCUCCUAGUCAUUCUCACUCUGUUCUUCCUCAUCACUGGAAGGUGCCAAUGGUAUAUAAAAGCAAAAAUGAAGUCUGAAGAAAAACGAAGAACUCAUUUGCAAAAUGGACAUUUGCGAUUCCCAGGAACCAAAACAUAUAUUGAUCCAGACACAUAUGAAGACCCAUCACUCGCUGUUCAUGAAUUUGCAAAGGAGAUAGAUCCAUCACGAAUUCGUAUUGAGAGAGUUAUUGGGGCAGGUGAAUUUGGAGAAGUGUGUAGUGGCCGCCUGAAGACGCCUGGUAAAAGGGAGAUUCCUGUUGCCAUUAAAACUCUGAAAGGUGGUUAUGUGGACAGACAGAGACGGGACUUCUUACGAGAAGCUAGUAUCAUGGGACAAUUUGACCACCCAAAUAUCAUCCGCCUUGAAGGAGUUGUUACAAAAAGAUCCUUCCCGACCAUUGGGGUGCAGUCUCUUUGCCCAAGAUUCCUGAGGGAAGGAUUUUUAAAUAGCAUUCCAGCCCCACAUCCUCUGUCAGCAGGAGGAUCUUUGCCCCCCAGGAUUUCCACUGGCAGACCAGUAAUGAUUGUGGUUGAAUACAUGGAGAAUGGAUCCCUUGACUCCUUUCUACGGAAACACGAUGGCCACUUCACAGUCAUCCAACUGGUUGGAAUGUUACGUGGAAUUGCAUCUGGCAUGAAAUAUCUCUCAGAUAUGGGCUAUGUACAUCGAGACUUGGCAGCUCGGAAUAUUUUGGUCAACAGUAACCUCAUGUGUAAAGUCUCUGAUUUUGGAUUAUCACGGGUAUUAGAGGAUGAUCCUGAAGCAGCUUAUACAACAAGUGGUGGAAAAAUUCCCAUAAGAUGGACAGCUCCUGAAGCUAUAGCCUACAGGAAAUUUUCUUCAGCCAGUGAUACAUGGAGUUAUGGGAUUGUCAUGUGGGAAGUGAUGUCAUAUGGAGAAAGACCAUAUUGGGAGAUGUCUAACCAGGAUGUCAUUCUGUCCAUAGAAGAAGGUUACAGGCUUCCAGCUCCCAUGGGCUGCCCAGCUUCUCUCCACCAGCUAAUGCUUCAUUGCUGGCAAAAGGAGAGAAAUCACCGGCCAAAGUUCACUGACAUUGUCAGCUUCCUAGACAAAUUGAUUCGCAACCCCUCUUCUCUCCAUACCCUAGUGGAGGAUGUACUUGUAAUGCCAGAUUCACCUGGUGAAGUUCCUGAAUAUCCUUUCUAUGUAUCAGUCAGUGAUUGGCUGGACUCAAUAAAAAUGGGCCAAUACAAAAACAACUUCAUGGCAGCAGGGUAUACAACUAUGGAUCUUGUUUCAAGAAUGAGUAUUGAUGACAUUAGAAGAAUUGGUGUUGUACUUAUUGGACACCAGAGACGAAUAGUGAGCAGUUUACAGACUUUGCGAUUACACAUGAUGCACAUACAGGAGAAAGGAUUUCAUGUAUGAAAGUUCUAGAAGCGACUGUGUUUUGUGCCUCAGCAUUUCUAAAAUGGAAGAUACUCUAAUUCCUUCUUUCUGCUCUUCCCAGCUUCAAGAACUGCAACCUCCUAUUCAUACUAUAAAAACAUGUUUAUGUUAAUACUUCCAACUUGGAAUUUUUAAUCACACUGCAUAGAUCCUCCCUCAAUUAACUACCAAUAACAUCUUGGCCCACUGCAAGACUGUUGCUGCACACUGGCAGCUCAGCAUAACUCUGUAUGACAGUAAAGUAUUUGGAAAACUUUCACUGACUUCUUUGAAAGUUAAAGCCUUCUUGGGUUGGAGUGGCUACCUUUUUGAUGUAUUAGAGUUUGACGGUAGAUUUAAAAAAGUAAUUGACAUUUCUUUCAUGUUUUGUGACCAUUUAGCUUCCAAUAUAAAAUGUGCAAUCAAGAGAAAGAGUUUGACAUAAAUAUUUAUUUUAUUGUUAACUAAAUCCCAAAUGUAUGGGUACUGUUACAUUUACUUUGUACUAGUUGGAUUGCUAGUAUGCUGGUAUGGAAGUUGUUAUAAUUCUUGGUGAGAAUGAGCUAUGACAACUUAUAGUGAAUACUUGUGGUGUGUGAACAGGCUAACGUGGAUGAUUAGAGAGGAUGAUGGGCCAUCACAUUUUUGUGGUGCUUUGUGUUUACAUUUAUUUGCUUGGACUUCAGGUUUCUUUACCCUACAUAGUUCAGAGUAACUUGCAUAUUUAAUUAUGACUAAUUUUAGAGUUACUCAUUUCUUAAUCUUCUCUAUAUGCCUCUACUACAUACUGAAUUAUUCCCAGAAAAGUUGGUUAAGCAACAUGCAAUAUAUUAUUGUCAGCUAUUCUGCAAAAUGCAGCUAUGCAGACUUUAUACAUUAUGAAUUUAUACUUAUGCUGCAAAACCAUUUGCUAAUUGUGCACAAGGAAAUUCUUCAUUGACCAUAGUUUUAUUAUAGCAUAUUUAUCUUCUAUAGGCCAGCCAAUUUUUUUAUUUGGGGGAAAAAAUUAAAAAUUAUUUUCCCCUAAAUAUAGUUACAUAAAAAAUAGCAAUUUUAUUCCAGUGUUUUCAGUCUUGGGGAUAUUUUCAGUUUCUCCUUGCUUGGGUGGGGGGGAGUUUUCUUAUUUGUACAGGAGAGUACUCUAGUGAUGAUGUCACUCACACUUGAGAACCCUCAUGGCAUUUAUCCAUUAAUAGCCAAUGGCUCUCCUCAAUUAAUCAGCACAGUGUGCUAGACUGUGCAAGAAUGUGACCUAGAGAGAAGAAAGAGCAGUGCUGAGAAAUGUUGCCCAUUUGAGAGGUAAACCAGGCUGAUAUACAGAGUAAUUAAAGUAAUUAAUCAGGUGGUGCUCAUUAACUUGGCCAUCGUAAUUGAUUUAGUCCUUCCAGUUAUAACUUUUAAUAGCCAUAUUAUAUACCUGAAAGAAAAUGCUCUAAGAUAUCUGUACCUGCACAAAACCUUCAUAGAUCUACUGGGCUACAUCUUCCAAACUCUGCACGGGAUAUAUGCUGCUAUGUACCAGAAAUGAGCACAUCUGCAUGCUCUGAAAGCCAUGCACAACCACACAUAUGUCACAUGUAGGGACAGCACAAUGCAUUGAUACAGUUAUGUCAAGCAACACUAUAAUCGAGCAUUUCUGAUUUUCGCUUUAAGGGUAGAUAGAGGCAGGUCCUAAACAAGAGUGAUUUAAAAUGAAUUAACCAAACAAAAGUUUCACAAUCACUACAGUCUUAUUAACAGUUUAAAGGCUGAAAAUUGUGUUUGUGACAGACAUUGAAAUAUGGUCCUAGAUGGCUGAUUCUUCUGUAUAUUUUCAGUAUAGUUGGUGGUGUACUACAUAACUGUGCCACAUUUAGAGUACUUUUUGUUUAAAACUUCUUAGGCCCUUUAAACAAACAAAAAGGGUUUUCUAAAGAUAUGGAAUGGAAUCAGUGAAAAUGUUUUGAUUAUAACUGUACCACAACAUUGUCCACGGAUGCCAAUAUUUUUAGCAUCCUUUGUAAGUUUGGAAUUUAAUCCAAACGUUCCAAGUUACCUUCAUGCAUGCAAGCACUCCCAUUCAGUGUGCCAGGUCUUGUUUGCAGGAUUGGAAGAAACAUGCUUUGCUUCAUUAUUUCUAAAAAUAUUCAUUUGAAUGUUUGUGGGGGGUGGUUUGGAUUGCUCUUAUCUCUAAUGGGAAAGCAGCCAUACAAACUGUAAUUUUAAAGAAAUCCAGUCUUGUGUAUAAAAGACGCCUUUCCUUUUCUGUUAAGCUUUUCCACUUGCCUGUCAUAGCUUUGGUGCUCAUCCUAAUGCCAGUCCUGCAAGUUUGCCAAUAACCUUUUGAAGCUCUAUUGAAACACUGCAACUGAACUUGAAGACUGGUUCACACAAACAAGAGUCCACUUGUAAAGCAACUAUGAAUAGGCUUCUUUUUGGUGCAAACUACUUGUGUGCAGCUGCUCGCUACACAGAUCCACCAUGCUACCACAAUCCACCAUUUAAUUUGUAUUAUUAUUUACUUUUCUAUGUAAACUGCUUUGAGGACUUUGUUGAAAAGCGGUAUAUAAAUAUUCAUAUUCAUAUUCAUAGUCAUGUUUGUGAUACCACAGUGCACAUCACCUGAUCUUCAGGGCAAACAGCUAGACAUGGCUUGGUUCCUAAGUGAAACAGUCUCCACGUGACUCAUUUUUACAUUGUUAGCAUGUGGCUGUUUGUUUGAAAGAACAUUCUACGAUGUUAUGGAAGUGCCAAAAGCCAUGUGGCAGGUAAACCACUUACAGAGACUGGCUUAACAAACAGGUAAUAUUUUUGACCUGUGUUGUUAACAUUGUUAUAGCUAGCUAAAUCUAGCAAAGUAUAUCCCUAUGAACACAACAAAGGGUGAUAAAAUACACUCAUUAUUUGCAGUUUAAUCUUGGAUAUAGCUGAUAUGGUUCCCGAGCUGAAUGUGCAGCGACGUCUGCAUUCAGCAGAUAUCACUGUUUUUGACAUUCAAAGGGAACUUGCAUAGAAGUGUCUGCAUCAACAACCUGAGCAUUUCCCUCCUCAGAGUUCCACUUUGAACAUCACAAGAGGCAGCAGCAUCUGAAUGCAGACAUGACUGUAGCUUGGUGCAUUAUUUGGCAACACCUGAAACCACUAGAAUAAUGAGAGAUUGGAUAUUAAUUAUUUUCUAAUUAGUAUCUAUAGUCACUCACAAUGGACUAGAACUAUAUGGCCAAGCUGUUCCUCACAUGUGUACAUUUCCAUUAGUAUGGCUGAAAAGAGGCAUGUUGUGCAUUGCCAGACUAGUUACAGUAUAUGGUCAAUUUGUUUCCAGAUGUAUCACUCUAUGGAAAAUAUAUUUUCAAUAGAAAAAGGUAGAAAAAGAUCACAGUAUAAACAUUUAUUAAAUAUAUUUUUAUAAUAAUAAUCAUCUAAAGAAAAAGGAAAGGAAUGGAAUGGAAGUUCUUUUAGUAACUAUCUUGGGUUGUUGUUUUUAACCCCUUUAAAAUUUUCUCCUGUAUUUUCUUGAUGUCUGUGGACAGGUUUUGAGUUUGUUUGGUUCUCUGCACCCCACCCCACCCCACCACACCCCCGUUUUAUUGUGGAACAUUUUCUUAAUAAUGUACUUAUUAAAAAUACAAUUUCCACAUGUUAGAAGCUGCAUUUGGGGAGGGUUUCCCCCACUUAAAGUUUGUUCUCUCAUACAGAAUGAUCUUCCCAUGAGAGAACAAACUUUGAUGUGUUGACAGAGUUCCACGCUUCCCUGUUUUCUUCAUUCUUCACUCCAAGGGGCCGCUAGGGAUUGGUGUGAACACAGGCCCCCUCUCCUUUUGCUAUGCCCCUGUUCUGUAUGUACAAGUGUUAUUCGUCAUAAUUAUGUGCACAUAUCCAUAAGAUCUAGGUGGACCUUAAAUAUACAUAAAAGCUGCUUCUCCUCUUCUAUUCAAAUUGGUUCUCUUCAGUUUAAACCUGUUUUGCUUUAGCAAUUUGGCAGACAUUAGAACAGGGGAAAGACACUAAUGUGAUAAAUUAAAAUAGAUUGGCUGACAUCCUUCCUGACUAAAAUAUUCAAUGGAAGUCCUAUUGAAAUUAUGUUGUCCUUUAGAGUAACUGAUGAGUAACCUAGUCGGGAUAUCAGCCAUUGUGAGCAUAGGGGAGUGUUAUUUUAUCUAUCACAGAAGGACAGGCCCUGGCUUAAAGGCAUUGUACUCUGUGAGCACCUAAAAUUCCUGAUUAAAUAAUUUCGAUACUUGACAGUCUGCCCAAAAGGACAAAGUUGAAAUUAUCAACAGGCUAGAUAGUAUCAUACACUUAUUUCUCCUAUAAAUAGAGAAUGCUUAAUUUUUCCUGCUUUGAAACUCUUCAGUGCUAUCAUGGUAUGGUGGGGUGGGGAGACGAGACAGAUUAUCUUGAUCUGGACCAAAAAAUAUCUUUGAAGUGUGUAUUGUUUUUAAGAAACUAACUGUGGGGGGAUAGUUUAUCAUCCUUCUAUUAGAAAUUAUUAUAAUGUUUGAAAACAUGAUGGGACCCAAAAAAAGGCUUCAGAGCCUGAUUUUCAUUCUUGGCACAUGCACAGGCAGCAAGAGAGGCCUAGGAAGUAUAGCAAAUUUGUGCAUGCCUCCCAUUUCCUAGUCUGCUCCCUCCACCACUCUGUCAACUUACAUUGAACAUUGGAGCUUGAGUGACUUCACUGUGCGUGUGUUUGGCAGGGGGCGGGGCGCUGCAUGGGGAUGUAGGAAGCAUGCAUUCCAGAUACACCAUCUGGACUGACCUGGUAUAUUUCUGCACAGGUAUCUAUGCAUUUACAGUGAGAGGGGGAAAUAGGGCCCUUCCUAGCCCUAUAGGCAACCUCCAUGCUUGGGUGCUACACCUGCAUGGAGAAGGAAUUUUCCCAAAUGUCCUUUGAUGUUUGAAGGUUCACAAUCCAACAUAAGUGUGCCAAAGCCCAUUGAUUUCACUGGGUCUAGGACUGCUUAAGUCUGUACUGGAUUGUGGUUCUUGAAAGUUGUGAUAAAAUUAGAAGAGAAGUAAUGAGCUUUUCUCUUUCAUGACCAUUCUUCCCAGUUGUACUUUUUAAAGGGCCAGUUAGGGCCAUGGCACAUGCCUUUGAGCAUAAGUAGUAAAAGGGGUAUCCCACAGCAUGUCUUAUUGUCCAUUUGCAAUAGAAGAUAGAGCAUAAUCUGGCUUGGAUCUAAAGAACUGUGCUCAUGGCAAAGGGCUUUCCCAACCCCUACUCUCUAUGGCAGCCAUCCCCUGAAAUGUUACUCUUGAGUUUCAGGCUGAUGUAUGGAACAUGGGGAGCUGCAGCAGGAGAGAAGAACCACCUUGCGCUAGUGGAAGUGGCUUUCACUAGUGCAAGAGCAGCUUUGGGUCCAAACCUGCACAAUCAGAUCUGAUCAUAUGUAUUCUUCCCACAUCAUAUGCAUAUGCAGCCAUUUGGCCCUCAGCCAUUUGGCCUUUCCACUGAUAUAAAAAAGAUAAAGUUGCCUGUGUUUUGCCCAAAGGAAGCCUGGCUGUAUAGAUCUGUGCUAGCUGCAGCUAGUACUGUUUGCAAACUAAAGUAGCAUCUGAGUGAUGCCAAGUGUAGCAGAAUUAGUCAGGUCUGACCACCAGAUCCAGACAAGGAAAGAUUGUGCAAGGUUAUGCAGGUAUUCUAUUUAUAUCAAUGGGAUUUAUCCUUUUCUCCCACACCAUAGAUAUUUUCUUUCCCCUCCACCAUCUUCCAUGGCUACCUUUUGUGCAUAUGAAAUCAAAUCCAGAAGGAUGAUCAAUGCAUGAAAGCCCUUGCUAGAUCAGGGUGAAUAGUUUUAGGAACAGUUGCAUCCAUCAGCUAAUCCAAUUAAUUAUGUAUACCUGGUUUGUGUCUUUAAAGCAAUGAUCCAAAACGCUUAAAGAAGCAUUGGAAUGUUCCUAUACACUCCAAUAAGACUUCAGUCUUAUGUAGAUAUCUUCAAGGUCAUUUCAUAUAUUUUCAAUAAAGUCAAAUAUCUAAUUUUUUAAUCUUAAAAUAACUUCCAAUUUAUAAAAACAACAACUGAGAAAUAAUCACAGACAGAUGACCUGGCACAUAAGAAUGGCUUGCUUUCUUAUUUCCUAGUGCCAAAUAAAACUAACUAAAUUAAAAGUAUUUUAAAAUGAGAUUCCCUACCAUUAUGAUUUAAUUUGAGCUAUUUAUUCAAGUGCUACCAAGAUUGACUGAAUCAUGAAUAGGUGGAGUUUACACCCAUGAAAAAUGAUAGAACUAGAGAAACAGGUGAAAAAACAGCCAAGUAUGGCCUUUUAUUUUACUGUAUUCUCAGUUGUGGUCUGAUAGGAAGCUCUUCUUUCCCCUGCUUAAAAUACAUUAUCAAAAUACAAAAAAUAAUUAUUAUUAAGUGUUAGUACUGCAUAACCUCAAACAAAUCAGUAAUGUAGGCAUGUGUUUAAAUACAAUUAUUCUAAAUACUAGAAAAGCUUCAUUAACUAUUAAAACCAAGACAAACAACACCAUGAAAACAGCAGGUAUCUAUUUGUUCAGGAUGUUCUGCACCACCAUCUUUGGGUCUUCCCAUUUCAGCUUCUGUUCAAACAAGCAUACUACCCCACUUUUUAUAAAUGUAUGGAGUUGUGUGGUUUUUUUUUUAAACUGAAUCAAAACUCAGGAUGUUGAAAGUUUUAUAAUAAAAAUAUUAAUCCAUAAUCAUAUUAUGCUUCCUACUCUAUCUUGUUCUGCUGUGUCCCAAAUUUUUCUCAUUAUCUUAUAUUUACAAAAUUGCAAAUGGCCUAUGAACCUUCUGUUCACAUUGCCUGUACAACAUUUUAAUCCAUGGGGAGGUAUGCAAAUUUCCAGCUCAGAAAGAAGUGAACACCACAAGAAGAGUGAAUGAAGGUCGCAAAGUUGUACCUUCUGUUUCGAAAGUGGAUUAUGUCGUACUGGUAAACAGGGAAGAAAAGUUGAAGCAAUGGUCAGAAUAAAGGGAGCUCACUGCAGGACUAAUGACAGUAAGCAAUUCAUGAUUGCCCCAGCACUAGUCCCAAAUGUACUGAGCUCUGAAAUACUGUGCUAAAAGUGCGGGGGGGGGGGGGGACCUCAAGCCUCACCUCUCUGGGGAAAGGCUAGCUUGCCAUGAAAGCAGUAUCACUCUGAGGCCGAGUCAUGCCACUAUGGCAAUGCUAAGAAGUGGUGUGGUAAGCCCCUUGCUACUGCUGGGCAUGAUGUGGCAAUGAAAACAGAUGCCAGAGAUAAUGUGUUCUGGGAAAGUCCUGAAAGGAUUGGUGAAUGUUGCUGAAAGGAAAGCAAUCCUAGGGAGUGGUGGGAUGGAGUCACUGGGAAUGAUUCUGCCUCCUUUCCAAUAAAAGAAUCCACAGAAAUAUGUUUUCCAGUAAUUGUCUCUCAGGAUGGCACAGGGAUCAAGUCCUUAUGAGUCUUAGGCCCGAAGCCUUCCCAGGCCCCUCCUCCAAAGAGGAGUAUGGGACCUCGGCCAUUAUAACACAAAAGCCAAUGUCAGAAUAAAAAGGUCGUGGUAGAACCAUAUUAGAUGUGCCUAGCUCUAAGAAAAGAUGUGGUCUUUAAAGUCACUUCUGGAGCUUUGUCUACUCUUCCUGUCUCUUCUUUCCAGAACAGAUUAGUGCACAUGUGAUUCACAGUUCAAUUACAUUAUCAAUAAACAAUUGAUAUGCAUGACUCUAUGAGUUAUAAAGCACAUGCACUGAAGCAACUCUAUCUGCAAACUUCUUAUAUUGAAAUGAGCUCUACUCUCUUCAGGAGAACUAAUUUGCAAGUAAAUGGCUUGAGAUCACAGCUUUAAAUCUACACAUGUUCUUGCCUACAACUUACACUUGAAGAUAAGGCCCACUGAUUUCAGUGGAGUUUAUUUUCCAGUACUGAGGCUUGAAACUAUUACUGCUACAACAAAAUGUUAAAAUACAAUACCUAUCCUAAAAUAUUCACGUUUUAUAGCAAGUUCAUAUAUCAGAAAUUUCUGAAGGUCCAACUAGUUACUGUAACUUAUUUACUUAAACAGGAAUACUUCUGGACUCCAAAUAAGAGAUGUUCAAAUAUUUUAUUCUUAAUCAUUUAAAAGCACUCUAAUAAGUACUUUAUAAUUCUUAUUCAGCCUUACCAACACUUAAGAGGCUAGUCGUUAAUGUACCCCUUUUUCAGUUAGAGGAACUAAUGCUCAAAGUGACUUACCCAAACUAAAUAGGUAGUGCAGUGCUCAGCUAAAACUUCUCUUGCAUCCAAAAUAUUAAUAUACUCUUAUAUAUUCUAUACAGCACAAUUAAGAGCCAAUGUCCUUGACACUGGCUCUCAAAGACAUUGUCUCUUAAAUAUUCUGUAUAGUGUUUUUCAUGAAAGUAAAAGACAAUGCCAAGUUGUGUGAAAUGGUAAUGGAAAUAUAGUUAUUUUCCUUUUUAAAGAGAUAUCUCCCAUUCCUAUUCCAUUUGCACUUUCUUUUGUUAAGUUACAAUAAUAAAGCAGGAAUAAUUGUUAAAAAUAAAGCCUAUCAUAUUGAUCUGCAAUCCUAAAGGGAAAUGUGGUAAUUUUCCUACUUAAAUUAGAAAUGAAGUAAUCCACAUUUACUUGAGAGGUGGUAUUAUUUUUGUCAUUUGAGAUCUACUAUGAUAUUAUGAUGUUCCAUGUAAAUUUUCAUGUGUUGGCAUGCCUAUAAGUUAGUAGUGUAAUAAAAUGUUCAGCUCUCAUAACUAGGGCGUUUUAAGGUGAAUUGCAUUCAUAUGCCAUCUAUUUGCAGAAAGAAUAUGGGGUUUGGCAAAGCUACAUGCUGAGCAACAUAAUAAGAUAUUUGUACAAAGUACAAGUUACUGAUGAUUAUUGUAUUUUAUUUUUCUAUGAUUUCCUAAGAGGCAUUAUCAGGUCUUACAGAUGGAGUAAGCCUGUUUAUUAAGAUAUUUAUUAGCAAAUAAAAGUACAGUACUGGUGAUUA